AUGAGUUCAGUUCACUCAUGUACCAAAGCACUUGCAAGCUUGCAACGGCCUCGCCAGUUGCAACACGCAUGGCGAUUACAAAGUAACAUGGCAAACAAUACUUUCUCAACGUCAUCGAUAAUGGCAGGCAAUCGAGCUAUCGUCUACAAUACCAAUGGUGACCCAGCUCGCGUCCUAUCUGCAUUCUCCUUCCCCGAACUGCCGCCCCCGCCGCCAGAUACUGUAAACAUAAGGUUUUUGCUUGCACCCAUCAAUCCCGCAGACAUAAACGUUAUUGAGGGUGUUUACCCCAUGAAACCAGAGCCUGAUGUUUUCCUCUCCCAGGCCAAGGAUCACCCACUAUUCGUGGGGGGAAAUGAGGGCCUGGGCAAAGUGAUAGAUGUCGGUGAGGGUGUUGUCGGCCUGCAGAAGGAUGACUGGGUUGUUAUGACCAAAGCUCAGAGCGGAACAUGGUCGUCAGCGAAGAAUGUUGCCUUGUCGGAUGUCCUAAAGGUUCCCAAGCAAGAUCUGUCUGAGGCACAAGCUGCUACGAUUACCGUCAACCCGCCAACAGCUUACAACAUGCUGCAUGACUUUGCUCAACUUGUAAAAGGAGAUUGGAUCGUGCAAAAUGGUGCGAACAGUGCCGUUGGCCAAGCCGUGAUUCAAAUCGCAGCUGCCAAGGGAUACAAGACUAUCAACUUCAUUCGUGACCGGUAUGGCGUUGAACUGCUGAAACAACAUCUGAAACUACUGGGUGCAACGCACGUUGUGGCAUAUGACGAACUCACCGAGAAGUCCUUGAGAGCGAAGGUCAAAACGUGGACCGGAGGCAAGGAUAUCCGCCUUGGUCUCAACUGCGUUAGCGGCAAUACGACUACCCUCAUGGCUCGCCUACUUGGGAACAAUGCGCAUCUUGUUUCAUACGGGGCGAUGUCCAAGGAACCUCUUUCACUUCCAACGUCGCUCUUUAUUUUCAAGAACCUUGCUUGCCAUGGUUUUUGGCAAAGCCGUUGGUAUAGUGAUAAAUCCUUAGAAAAACGACAGGAACUGCUCAAGACGUUGACUGCACUCAUGCGAGAGGGGAAGCUUCAGGGCCCUGACUAUGAAGUUUUGACGAUUGGCGGGACGGAGAGUGACGACAGUGCGUCUGCCAAGAUUCGUGACCUUGCAGCACGCUUAGGUCAAGGGAUGUAUGGGAAGAAAGUACUUUUGAAGGUCGAAGAAACUGUGACAUGA
Messenger RNA from Suillus bovinus, 1218 nucleotides. RefSeq lists its product as uncharacterized. Gene Ontology annotation, cellular component: mitochondrion. The record is from RefSeq and is a predicted model, not a curated record. Gene Ontology annotation, biological process: fatty acid metabolic process. Gene Ontology annotation, molecular function: trans-2-enoyl-CoA reductase (NADPH) activity. The transcript has 6 exons. Bases 1 to 1218 code for a protein of 405 amino acids. NCBI's taxonomy places the organism in Eukaryota, Fungi, Basidiomycota, Agaricomycetes, Boletales, Suillaceae.